Molecule: messenger RNA, 632 nt
Organism: Nothobranchius furzeri (turquoise killifish)
Lineage: Eukaryota; Metazoa; Chordata; Actinopteri; Cyprinodontiformes; Nothobranchiidae
Gene: pclaf
Product: PCNA clamp associated factor
Biological process (GO): regulation of cell cycle; translesion synthesis
Cellular component (GO): nucleus
Molecular function (GO): chromatin binding
Source: RefSeq, a predicted model, not a curated record
UCUCCCGCCCCAUCCGCUGUUGCUUUUAAACCCAGGGCGGGAGCCUCCUCGGCGGUCACAUUGUCCGUGUUGGUGCGCCUUAAAGGUCUUUUAACAGCACAACACGUUGCCAGGAUGGUAAGAACUAAAGCCGAUAGUGUCCCAGCAUCGUACAGAAAAGCUGUUGCUGCUUCUGCACCCCGGAAGUCUCUAGGCACUGGUUCCUCCAACACGUCCUCGUCUGGUGGGCCCUCAUCCACUCCUGCAAAGAGCAAAUAUGCAGGUGGGAACCCAGUGUGCCCCCGUCCCACCCCGACCUGGCAGAAAGGCAUCGGGGACUUCUUUGGUGGGCCUCCCAGGAAGCCUGAGAAGGAGAAUCAGGUGCCUACAGAGGUGGAGGAUGGCGAAGAGGCUGGAGGCAGUGGGGUGUCGAAGGCCAGUAGGAAAUCCAGGCCUCUGCCUGCUGAAGAUGAGGAGGAUGAAGACUGAUCAUCUGUCUGAACUCGAUUGUACAUCUGUAAAUAAUUUCUGCUGAAUUCUUUGUUUGAUCUUUUUAAAUAGUUUUAUCCUACAGAAGAAUGUUUCAUUGACUUUUCCCUCAUUUUCUGUUUAACUUGUUUGUCUUUUUCUAAUAAAUCUGAACAAAAACUGAA